UCCAAUUCUCAAGGAAGGACUUGUUUUAGGGUAAUAUAAAUAUGCUAUCCUACCAGAAUCUCCUGCCACAGCCAUUCUUUCGAGUUUCUAUUUGUUCUUCAUCUUCGUCGUUGCUCUUUAUUUUUGUAAUAUUACGAUUCCUCUAUCUUUCACAUUCUAUUAAAUAUUUAGGAUGACGAUCCUCAUCAAUCAGCCUGAGCUUGGAAUACAAGUGGAGGACCAGAGACACCAGCAUGAUGUGAAGGAGUUGGUUUUGGAUGGUGGAUUUCCUGUACCUGAUAAAAAAGCUGUAUCAGGCGAUGGAUUUGAUGCACCAGAAAUCAAUUCAUUUGGAUAUUCUUUCAGGGAUUAUCAAGCUGAAAGUGAAAGGCAAAAGACCGUCGAGGAAUUUUAUAGGCAGCAACACAUCAACCAAACCUAUGAUUUUGUCAAGAAGAUGCGAGAGGAAUAUAGCAAGCUGGAUAAAGCUGUUAUGAGCAUUUGGGAAUGCUGUGAGCUUCUUAACGAAGUGGUAGAUGAUAGUGACCCUGAUCUUGAUGAGCCCCAGAUUCAGCACUUGUUGCAAUCCGCUGAAGCUAUUAGAAAAGACUACCCUAACGAAGAUUGGCUGCAUUUGACUGCUCUUAUUCACGAUCUUGGAAAGGUUCUUCUUCUUCCCCAGUUUGGAGAACUUCCUCAAUGGGCUGUUGUAGGAGAUACAUUCCCUCUUGGCUGUGCUUUUGACAAGUCCAAUGUUCAUCACAAGUACUUCAAGGAGAAUCUGGAUACCAAGAAUCCUGUGUACGGCACCAAGAAUGGAAUUUACAAGGAAGGAUGUGGGCUGGACAAUGUAAUGAUCUCAUGGGGGCAUGAUGACUAUAUGUACUUGGUGGCCAAGGAAAAUGGAACCACUCUACCACCUGCUGGAUUGUUCAUUAUCCGAUACCAUUCUUUCUAUCCUUUGCACAAGGCAGGGGCAUACACACACCUAAUGAACAAGGAGGAUCAAGAGAAUUUGAAGUGGCUCCAUAUCUUCAACAAGUAUGACCUCUACAGCAAGAGCAAGGUUCUUGUUGAUGUUGAUGCGGUGAAGCCAUAUUAUCAAUCUCUUAUUGAGAAGUAUUUCCCCGCAAAGCUUAGAUGGUAAACUACCAAGGAAGGGACGAAGGAACUGGAGCAGUCUGAUGCUUGUGGGCAAAACAUGCAAUCAUGUUUCGAUUAAUGUAAAAAAAAUAAAAAAAAAAAUAAAAAAAUUACUGAUUAAAUAAUUAUCAUAUAUGUAAAUGCUUAUCUAUUCCCUCCA
This is a messenger RNA of Hevea brasiliensis (rubber tree), 1282 nucleotides long. RefSeq names its product inositol oxygenase 4. The record is from RefSeq and is a predicted model, not a curated record. Gene Ontology annotation, cellular component: cytoplasm. Gene Ontology annotation, molecular function: iron ion binding; inositol oxygenase activity. The coding region runs from base 173 to 1126 and encodes 317 amino acids. Gene Ontology annotation, biological process: inositol catabolic process. The transcript has 11 exons. Lineage: Eukaryota; Viridiplantae; Streptophyta; Magnoliopsida; Malpighiales; Euphorbiaceae.